Chlamydomonas reinhardtii is the source of this 3600-nucleotide messenger RNA. RefSeq lists its product as uncharacterized. The transcript is spliced from 14 exons. Lineage: Eukaryota; Viridiplantae; Chlorophyta; Chlorophyceae; Chlamydomonadales; Chlamydomonadaceae. Gene Ontology annotation, molecular function: ATP-dependent diacylglycerol kinase activity. Bases 163 to 2574 code for a protein of 803 amino acids. The record is from RefSeq and is a predicted model, not a curated record.
CCUUCAAGCACAUAAGCUGUUACCCGACGAUAUGCUGUGAUAACAGGACCAGGGCUGGCGAACGCCUUUGACCCGGCAGAGUGUUGCACAGAAUCGCGCUGUGACUUUGCUGCACAUCUUUCUUGUUCCAUCUAAAGCUCUUUCCAACAGAUACCGGGUAAUAUGGCAGAACGACUGCGCAGCGCAAUGUCGACACCCGCCGAGGUGCAAGCGGCGCCCCUGGAUACCCGUGCGUACGAGCACUGGCGUGCUGCCGACACGCUUCGAGCGCCUUACAAUGUGCCAACCGCGCUGCUGGAGCACAUUCGCCCGGAUGCCGUGGACGCCAUCCACGAAUGCCCGCUACUGUGCUUUGUGAACGCGCGCUCGGGUGGGCGGAAGGGCAUGGAGCUAGCGCUGGCGCUGAGCCGAGCUAUCGGCCGUGUGCAGGUGUUUGACAUCGCUGAGAAGGACCAGCGGCCGGACCGGGUGUUGGGCCGUCUGUAUGAGGUGCUCAGGACGCGGGAAGCUGCGGGCGAUUCACAGGCGACUCUGGUGAGGCAGCGGCUGCGGUUGCUGGUGUGCGGCGGCGAUGGCACCAUUGCUUGGGUGAUGGGCGUCAUCAAGAAGCUCCGGUUGCAGCCGGAGCCACCCGUCGCCAUGAUCCCGCUCGGCACGGGCAACGACCUGUCGCGCACCUUCAUGUGGGGUCCCGCCUAUGACCCCACGUGUAUGAAGGGGCACAAGAAAACGUACAAGACCCUCAACUCGGUUGCUGUGGCGCGCGAGGACAAGCUGGACUGCUGGAACAUCACUGUCACCACGCCCCACAAACACAUGUUCGGCAACAGCAUGCCGCACUCGCUCUCCCCGCCCCUGCCCCCGGCGCUGCCGCCCGCCGCCGCCGCGGCCGCGUCAGGCCUCAUGACGCCGCCGCCGCGGCCCUCCGGCACCGCCGCGGCCGGCUCCGUUGCCAGCGCCGCCACCGGCACGCUCGGCCGCGGCCAGAGCUCGGGCCUACACCCCGCGGUGCAGGCCGCUCGCGACUCGCUCGUGGUUGCCGCCGGCGACCGCUCCGUCGCCGCCAGCGUCGCUGCCACCAUGGGCAGCGCCACGCCGCUGCAGAACAUCGCGACCAGCAGCGUGGGCAGCGCCGCAACCACCUUCACCACCGCCACCAACAUGUCGCUGCACACGGGCGCGGCGCAGGCGGGCACCUCGCUGCCGCCCACCAUCGUGUCGGGCGGGAUGAGCACCAGCGCCGAGGACGAGGCGGGCAUCGGCGUCAUGGGGGGCAUGUUCUGGAAUUACUUCAGUGUGGGGCUGGACGCCAAGGCCGCCUGGAGCUUCCACUCGCUGCGGGAGGAGAAGCCGGCGCUGGCCAGCUCGCGCGCCGCCAACCAGUUCUGGUACAGCGCCUUCAGCUGCACGUCAGGCUGGUUCUGCUGCGCGCAGCCCCUGCGUGUCAAGGUGAACUUGGAGGUGCUGGCGCCAGGCCCGCGCGGCGAGGCGGCGGGCUGGCAGCCGGUCAAGAUUCCCAAGGGCGUGCGCGCCCUGGUGGUGCUUAACUUGCAGAGCUACGCGGGCGGCCGCAACCUGUGGGGCCCUAACACCAGCGAGGCAGACGAGAAGAAGCACGGGUUCAAGAAGCCAUCUUACAACGACGGGCUAUUGGAGGUGGUGGGGCUACUGAGCGGCUGGCACGCAGGCCUGGUGAUGGCCAGCAAGGGCGGCCUGCUGCACGCCAAGCGCAUCUGCCAGGCGGCCGGUGUGCGCGUGGCGCUGUCGGCGCCCUACGUGCGCGCCGAUGGCGAGCCCAGCCACUGCUACAUGCAGCUGGACGGCGAGCCGUGGAAGCAGGACAUCCCGGUCAAGGGCGCUGACGCACCCGUGCGGGUGGAGAUUGUGCACGCGGGCGUGAGCCGUGUGCUGCGCAACGAGCCGAUGAAGCGGCAGGCGACGGGCGGCAGCAACACCGGCGGCGGUCAGGACGCCAGCAGCGGCGGGCGGGGCCUGAAGAGCUCCUCGCGCUCCAACACCGCGACCGGCCCACUGGUCAGCGCGGUGAGUGAGCCGAGCGUGCUGCCUGUGCACGCCUCCGCGCCCGCGUCCCAGUCGCAGCAGUCGAUCCAGCUGGUCGGGCAGGCUGUCGCGGCAGCACAGCCGCAUGGGCAGGGGCAACCGGCGUCUGGGCCGCUGCCGGGGCCGUUGCCGCCGAGCGCAUUUGCGGCGCCAUAUAGCGGCGGCGCAGUGGUGGGCGCGGCGGGUGCGGCAGCGCCCCACGCAGUGGGGCUGCACACAUCCGCAGCGCCAGGGAAAGGGCCAGAGGCAGGCGCGGCCUUGUUCCCACGCGUGGGGUCGGCGGCGGGUGGGCGGCCGUCGACAGCGGCGUCCGUCGCGGGCAGCUCCACAACGGCGGGCGGGGAGCUGUCCGUCAGUGAUGUGCCAGUAGUGGUGGGCGGAGGCGCGGGCGGCACACGCACGACAGCGUCGAGCAAGCCAGGCGAGGUCAUCGACACGGCCAACGGCUCGGGGUCACCACGCACCGUGUCCGUAGGCUCACACAGCGGGCCGCAGGUGACAGGCCAAGACUGAGCAGCAUGUUUUGAAGGCGCGUUGAUGGCCACUGGGGCCGUUUGGGUAGCAGCAUAGGAAGGAGUGUGCAGCCAGCUGGCCAUGGCAUUGCAAAGCCAAGUCAUAUCGGUGUUCUAUCGCCAUACUUUGAGGUCUGAGAGCAGCUGCGAAGAACUUGAAGCGCUCAUUCGACUGCUGUUGGGUGCGGGGCCCACUGCGAAUGCGUGAUGUACUGGCGCACAACGAUGUGGAGCCGCGUGGCCCAGCUCAUGACCUGACGUAGAAAAGGUGUGGUGCUGAGAAUAUGACGGGAUGUGAGAUGUGUGUCACGGAAUGCGCAUGAAUUGCGGUGUGCAUACCGUAUGUGUGGCGUCCCUAAAGCUUGUCACAUGCUGUAUGGCUGCCGCUGUGUUCGUGGUCUGUAGUUUCUCACCAGGACCAGCCUGUGUAGCUUAUGGGGCCAGAUGUUUCGCUGUGUCUCUGACAGUAUUGCACUUGGUACAUUCUGGACUGAGCUUCGGCAUGGAUGACUAGAGUAAGUGGAGGGUAGAGUAAGUGGAGGGUACUAUCACCUGAAGCGCAGACGUGGGUAGCCCGGACUAGCUGACACGGCAAGCAGGUACCGAGCUGCCGUGUUCUGACGCGGACUUGUCGGGCACAAACACUGGCUCUGUGUCAGUUUGAUGGACCAGGCUUGGGGUCAGGACACGCGGUAGACAGGCAGUCAGGCAGGAAACUAGUGCGGCAGGAACAGGGGUGGGCAGACUCUGGCUUCGUGUCGGCUGCACCAGCGGAGGGCGGUUUGCUGGUUUCUUUCGUCCGCACUGACAGCCGAUUGACCCCUACGCUACUGGGCAGGCUAUGGUACUGGGCAGGCUAUACCUAGCUGCACCAGGAAGGGCUUGUCGUCUGUUGGUGGAAGUGCCACAUGCUAGUAUCUGGUCUGCUCCAGUGACUAUUUGACUUUCGUCAGGUCGGGACUACGUGCCCCAAGCCCGCUACAAACGCCUGUCUCCUGAUGCGCUUGUCUUCAAUAAUUGCACCUCC